Molecule: messenger RNA, 659 nt
Organism: Schizosaccharomyces japonicus yFS275
Lineage: Eukaryota; Fungi; Ascomycota; Schizosaccharomycetes; Schizosaccharomycetales; Schizosaccharomycetaceae
Product: sporulation specific protein Spo13
Exons: 2
Coding region: 103-501 (132 amino acids)
Biological process (GO): ascospore-type prospore membrane formation; ascospore formation; ascospore-type prospore-specific spindle pole body remodeling
Cellular component (GO): meiotic spindle pole body
Molecular function (GO): guanyl-nucleotide exchange factor activity
Source: RefSeq, a predicted model, not a curated record
UUAACGUUCAUUUAGACUGUGGGGUAAUGACGUCGUCGUCGGCUUGCGAUAUACCUGCCGAUACUAAGUAGUAAACAAACACUUUACUACAUAUAAGAGAACAUGAAUCAGUAUAAGAAAUCGAGUAAUGUUUUGGGCGUCAGUUCAAACGUCAUGGAUCUAGGAGAAAAUGCAACUGCGCCGUUAAUGGAAGUUGGCAACAAAAUCGAGUAUGCAGCAUUGGUGCAGCAAUUGAAUGAGGAAAGAGCCAGAAGAAUUGAGAUAGAACGAACAUUAGUGCAAACGCAAAAAGAACUUGAAGACCUGUCGGUGUCAUUAUUUAGCGAGGCUAAUAACAUGGUUGCUAAAGUGAAAAAAGAAAACCAAAUUCUAAAGCAAGAGCUCAUGUACUACCAGAAAAGGGACCUAGAACGCAACGCCUUACUUAAAAACAUACAAUUAGCUGUUCGCAGUGCAGCCGAUUCACGAAAAUAUCUUGCUGUCUAUUCACCUAACGAAUAAAUUAACUCAGAAGAGUUUUACAAAAGAAUGAAAAGCAUUGCUAACCACAAAUCCUAAGUAGAAAUUAUUUUGCAAUUGUCUUUACUUUUAUAUGAUUUUUUCACAAUUUUUUUUUAUUUUUUUAUUUUUUUUAUUUUUUUUUUAUUUUUAUUUUUUAU